AUGACUGAGAACACCAUUGUCAUAGAUACUGGCUCUGGCUUUCUGAAGGCUGGCUGGAGUGGCUACAAUGCGCCCCAGCUGAUCCAGCCGAGCAUCGUGAGCAAAAAGAUCAAUUUGAAGGAUCCCUCCUCCAGCAAGGACCAAAUGCAGCUGCAGUUUGGCAUUGACGAGAACCCCCAUGUCUUCAGCCACCCCAUCCACCAGGGCUGUGUCAUCAACUGGGAUGCCAUGGAGUUCAUCUGGUCAUUUAUCUUGGAGAAGCUCAAGUGGAAUGUGGCGAAUACCCGCAUUCUGCUUACAGAAUCUACCCUGAGGAGUGCGCAGGAACGGCAGAAGACCUUGGAGAUAAUGUUCGAGCGGCUGGGAGUACAGUCCAUCAUGCUGGCUGACGAACUUCAGCUGUCCCUGUUUUCUCAGGGCUUCCUCUGCGGUGUGGUGAUGGACUGUGGCUUUGGCCUUACCCGGGUGCAGUGCUUUUCUCAGGGCAGCCCUUUAGUGAAGAGCAGGCAGGUGAUGAAAUGGGGAGACCAGUACAUAACCUCUUACCUCCUCAAAGAACUCUUUAGGGACAGGUACGAUGAGAACCAAGCAGUGAAGAUGAAGAAGGUCUCCUUUAUCCAGAUGCAGGCAUGCCAUGUGCCAGAGGACUUUAAGUCCCCUCUGGACAUGGCUCCAGACUUGCAGACAAGCAGCAACUUUCAGCUUCCUGAUGGCACCUGUGUGACCCUGGACCCCUUCCACAAGAUAGCUCCUGAGUUGUUUUUCAGCCCCCAUAUCUUCAACUUGCCAGGGCCCAGCCUCCCCAUGGCUGUCCUGGACUCUGUCCACUCUUGUCCAAUCGACUUGGAGCCACAGCUUGUCUCCAACCUGCUGGUCUGUGGUGGGGCCUCCCUCUACCGUGGCUUCACCCAGCGCCUGCACAAGAGGCUGGUUUUGGAGCAUUUCUCCAGGAUCUACAGUGCAGUUGCACUACGGGCCAAUUCUACCCGGAACUUUAGCGUCUGGCUCGGAGGGUCUGUGUUGGCUCAUUUGUCUUCUUAUGAGUCUAUGUGGAUAAAAAGAGCAGAGUAUUAUGAGAGGCUGUAA
Molecule: messenger RNA, 1086 nt
Organism: Suncus etruscus (white-toothed pygmy shrew)
Lineage: Eukaryota; Metazoa; Chordata; Mammalia; Eulipotyphla; Soricidae
Gene: ACTL8
Product: actin like 8
Exons: 2
Coding region: 1-1086 (361 amino acids)
Biological process (GO): skeletal muscle thin filament assembly
Cellular component (GO): striated muscle thin filament; stress fiber; actin filament
Source: RefSeq, a predicted model, not a curated record